Xenopus laevis (African clawed frog) is the source of this 2868-nucleotide messenger RNA. RefSeq names its product F-box and leucine-rich repeat protein 4 S homeolog (gene fbxl4.S). The coding region runs from base 435 to 2294 and encodes 619 amino acids. Lineage: Eukaryota; Metazoa; Chordata; Amphibia; Anura; Pipidae. The transcript has 9 exons. The record is from RefSeq and is a predicted model, not a curated record. Gene Ontology annotation, cellular component: SCF ubiquitin ligase complex. Gene Ontology annotation, biological process: SCF-dependent proteasomal ubiquitin-dependent protein catabolic process.
CGCCUCUUUGACGUCUCCCCGGUCUAUAGGCAGGGAAGGCUCAGUAAACUAAACGGGGGGUGGAGCUUCACGCUAAAUGAGGAAGUAGCUGAUCAGAACUGCAGCUUUGAGCUUCUGUGUUAGAAACGGCAUCAGACUGAAUGUAGGGAGACAGUUCAUACAUUGAGGAGCCGUAUUUCUUCCGCACUGGCUUUUUCAGCACUUGUCUAAACCAAAAAAAGUAAUUUACUGUAAGUCCUCGAUCAGUGCUUACUAGAUCACCAAUUAAGAUGACACAAGCAGGAACCGGAAGUCACUGGAGCAAAGGUGGUGGAUGCCAGCAACACUGAACCGCCUAUUGAUUUUCACUACGGUAUGCGUUAAGGUCAGCUGGCAAUUAUCAGGACACUCCGAAAAAGAUCUUUGCUGUUGAGUGGUCCACUAUUGUGAGCUUCAUGUCUUGGUUUCCUAUGCUUACUUUCCUGAGUAUGUUUUACUAUAUCUGCGCUCGACGACGGGCACGAUUAGCUAGCAGAGGGGAAAUGAUUAACAGUCGUCGAGCUAUUGAGUCAAACAGCCGAGCUUUGCCGAUGUCGACUAAAGCUGUGCAGUACGCCAAAGAGGUGCUGGAUUUCAGCUCCCACUAUGGGAGUGAAAACAGCAUGUCGUAUACCAUGUGGAAUUUAGCGGGUACCCCUAAUGUGUAUCCAAGUUCAGGGGAUUUUACCCAGACUGCUGUUUUUAAAAAUUAUGGGAACUGGUGGAAUCAUUGCCCCAGCACUCCAGCGCCAUUUAAAAGAACCUCAACGAACUUCUUCAGUCAGGAUUAUGUGGAGCUUGCUUUUGAAGAACCUGUUUAUCCCACAGCAGUUCACAUCCUGGAAACCUACCAUCCAGGGUCAGUGGUGAAGAUACUUGCAUGUUCCGCAAACCCAUACUCACAAAGUGCCCCUGCAGAAAUUAGAUGGGAAACUCUUUGGUCUGGAGAACCUACACGGGUCAUUUCUCCUCAGUCCCGCCAAUUCACGCCUUGCUUAAAAGAGAUCAGCUUCCCAACAAAUCUCCUUCGCCUAGAAACCAACAGUUCCCUUUUGGAUUAUUAUACCGAGCUGGAUGCAGUGGAACUACAUGGGGUGAAAGAAAAGCCAGUGCUCUCCUUGAAAAUUUCCGCCAUUGACAUGAGUGAUCUGGACGAUGACUAUGAUGAUAAAGACAGCUGUGAAUUGGAUAGCCUUACAAAUCAGCUGAGUAACUUUGCCAUCAGGGAAUGGACUAAUAAUGGCUAUUUUGAUAAACUGCCUUAUGAGCUUAUUCAAUUUAUCAUAAGCCACCUAGCACUUCCAGACCUUUGUCGCCUAGCGCAAGCCUGCAAGCUCAUGUAUCAGCAUUGCUGUGAUCCUUUGCAGUACACUCAUCUAAGUUUACAGCCUUACUGGACAAAUGUGAAUGACAGCUCGCUGGAGUACUUGCUUCCACGCUGCAACCUUGUUCAGCGGCUUAACCUAUCCUGGACUGGAAACAGGGGAUUUAUCUCUACCUCAGGAUUCACCAGACUCUUAAAAGUGUGUGGUAGUGAACUAGUCCGACUAGAAUUGGCCUGCAGUCACUUCUUAAACGAAGCCUGUCUAGAGGCCAUUGCGGAAAUGUGUCCAAACCUUCAGGAAUUAAAUCUCUCCUCUUGUGAUAAACUGCCACCUCAGGCUUUCGGCCAUAUUAGUAAACUCAGUGGAUUAAAACGCCUUGUUCUAUAUCGGACAAAAAUAGAGCAAACAGCUCUACUUAGCAUUCUGAGCUUCUGCCCACAACUUCAGCAUCUGAAUCUGGGCAGCUGUGUUCUAAUUGAAGACUAUGACCUUAUAGCUAGUGUUUUGGGAGCCAAGUGCAAAAAACUUCGCUCUUUAGAAUUAUGGAGAUGUAAAAACAUUACUGAAAGGGGAAUAGUGGAAUUGGCGUCUGGAUGUGUUCUUCUGGAAGAGCUUGACCUUGGAUGGUGCCCUACUCUACAGAGCAGCACUGGCUGUUUCGUACAUGUCGCCAGUAAACUUCCAAAACUUCGAAAGCUUUUUCUCACAGCCAACAGGUCUGUAUGUGACUCGGACAUUGAAGAAUUGGCCAGGAACUGCCAGCAUCUUCAACAGCUAGAUAUUUUAGGUACCAGAAUGGUAAGCCCAACAGCCUUGCGCAAAUUAUUGGAGUGUUGCAAAGAGCUGGUAUUGCUGGAUGUUUCCUUCUGCUCACAAAUCGACAGUCGAGUUGUGCAGGAAUUAGCCAGUAGAUUCCCGAGCGUAUGCAUCAAGAAGAGUUUCACCCAGUGAAUCAAAAAACUUUCUUGGACUUGACCAGAGCCUUGUUCUCACCUUUUUUGCCUCACCGACGUUUGGGAAACAUGCACUCCUUGCAAAAGGAAACGACUACCCAACAACGUAGUUCUUCCGUCUGUGAUUAUGUGCUCAGUGAAUGUAUAGCCUAAAGAUAUUUUCAUUUUGUGAAGACAAAUGUCAGGCACAUGAUAGGUUAAGAUUAGUAACAUGCUUUUUUGCAGCUUUUUUUUACUUAUUUAUUAUUGCACAGUUGGAAAUAUGUACUCGGAGGUUCUUAAACGAUGUAGCUGGCUAUCCUAGGGAGUCCUCGUGGGUUUUUAUAGGGGGCCUUAGGCUGCUGCUGAGAUUCAGGAAGAAAGACUAUUUUAUGCCAUGUUGGGGAUAAGAAUUCGGAUGAGGCUCUUUUUCAGCUUUCGAUCCCCCUGGCAUUGCAGCAGUGUGACUGUAAUAAUUAUAAUUUAGAUACAGGUGUGGGAUCUGUUAUCUGCAAACCCAUUAUCUAGAAUGCUCCAAAUUACGGAAUAGACUCCAUUUUAUCCAAAUUCUUAAAAAGGAUUACCUUUUUCUC